Molecule: messenger RNA, 353 nt
Organism: Strongylus vulgaris
Lineage: Eukaryota; Metazoa; Nematoda; Chromadorea; Rhabditida; Strongylidae
Source: the annotation of a GenBank genome assembly
AUGGAAAUUGAGGAAACGAAAAAAGAGUUGCAUAUGAAAGCGGCUGCACUGCAAUCGUUGAUGCUAGCCACACAGGAUGCAACUAAGUCGGAGCGAUUGAAGGAAGAAAAUGAAGAGAUGGCAAAGUUACUAGAAGAAACAGAGGCAGAAUUGGCAGCAGCCAAACGUGAACUUGAAACAAAGGAAGAGGAAAUUGUGCAAUUGCGGAAGUCAUCUGAAGAGAGCUCAGUAUCCUCUAAACAACUAGAAGACUUCGAAAGAAAGCUGCGAGAAGCAGAGAAAGUUUUGAAAAAUGAAGUCGCUUCGAAGGUAACCUGCUUGUGUAACUUUGGUUCUUAUCCGGGAUCAUGAAA